GGCCGUGCUCGACGCUUUCCGGAGAAGAUGAAUGUGACGUCACGUCAGAACCGGUUGUCCUGUGUUGGGUCGCAAGGCGACGGUUGCCCAAGGGGACGUAUGAUUUUGGCUGCAGACACACGCCAAGAACCACCAGCACGUGACGGAAAGGAUAAAAGAAACCACAAGAAACACCACGGGGACCUAUCCAAGACAAAAUCGCGCGUUCGGGAUUGAUCGGGGGUCUUCGCUCGGACACAAACUUCGGCUCUUUCCGGAUAAGUCGAAAGUGACGUCACCUCGGUGGAAUGUUGUAGAAGUGUGUUCGUACGUCGAACGGUCGGUUUGGUUCGGGUUCGAAUCGACGCCCAAAGGCCAACGAGACGGAACCGCCUCGCUUGGACUUUAAUGGACACGCGGAGGGAGAACACGGCUGGAGGCGGCUGAGGAGUAGAAGGCGACACGAGGGCUCCCAGCGGCCGUCGGCAUUUCACGAAGGAGGAAGAGGUCGAGUCCGAAAGACGAAGAUGAUGGUGACGGCUUUAAGUGGACGAAGAGAAACGCUGCUGGAAAUCUGCUGUUUGCUGCUUCUGAUGACCGGAAGUGGACAAAGUGGAGACUCUCAGCAGACGCAGCAUCUGUCCUCAUAUCAACUGACGUUGCCUCGCCCAAUAGGAGGCCGGUGGAGGCGGAACGCCGACGGCUCGCCGCCCAAUCAGGUGUCGUACGCCAUCGACGUGUCGGGACGCCGCCACGUAGUUCAUUUGGAGCGGAACCGGAUGCUGCUGCCUGCCAACUUCAAAGUGUUUACAUAUGCGCACGACGGACAAAUCGUCACGACGGCGCCGGACGUCCAGAAUCAUUGUCAUUUUCAGGGCUCUGUUGAAGGCAUGGAGGGAUCGUCUGUCGCCAUGAGCAUUUGUAACGGCCUCAGGGGCGUGCUGCAUCUCGACGACGACAGCUACGCCAUCGAGCCUCUCGACUCCGCCCCCGAGCAGCACCUGCUGUAUCGCCUACGGGAUGUGACAUCGCAGCCCCGUGGAUGCGGGACGCCGCACGGCCACCCCGCUCACAACCACACGGAAUAUACGCACUCAGGAGAGCGACAGGAGAUCCGCCAGCACGGCAGGGUGAAGCGAGAUGUUCUCCAUCGCACACACUACGUGGAACUCCUGCUGGUGGUGGACAAUGACAGGUACAACACCAUGAACAGGAACGAGAGCGCGGUGCGCGAGGAGAUGGUUCAUUUGGCCAACAUCAUCGAUGGCAUCUACACGCAGAUUAACGUGCGGGUGGUCCUGGUGGGCCUCGAGAUCUGGACCAGGCAGAACCUGAUCAGCACGGACGGGGGCGCCGGUGAGGUGCUCAGUCGCUUCACCCAGUGGCGAGAGAAGGAACUGCUGCCCCGUCGACGACACGACUCGGCGCAGCUCAUCUUGACGAAGAGUUUUGGGGAGACGGCGGGGAUGGCGUUUGUCGCCACCGUGUGUUCCAGAAGUCAUGGUGGUGGAAUUAACGCGUUCACGAACAACAACGUGUUGGUCUUCGCCUCCAUCGUGGCCCACGAGCUCGGUCACAACCUCGGCAUGAACCACGACGACAGCCGGCCCUGCGCGUGCCCCACGCAAGCGUGUAUCAUGAACUCCAGCGCCACAGGAUCCCGAAACUUCAGCAGCUGCAGCGCCGACGACUUUGAGAAGAUGCUGCUGCACACGGGCGGCUCGUGUCUCCUCAACGUGCCGCAACCCGAUGAGGCCUACAGCGCCCCCUACUGUGGAAACGGCUUGCUCGACUUCGGGGAGGACUGCGACUGUGGAUCGCAAAAGGAGUGCGAGAGCGACCCCUGCUGCCAGUUUAAGACGUGCAGACUGAAGCCCGGAGCUGAAUGCGCCACCGGCGAGUGUUGCUACAACUGUCGGUUCCAGCCCGGCGGCACGGUUUGUCGCGCCAGCACGAAUGAGUGCGACCUGCCGGAGUUCUGCAACGGCUCCUCGUCUCUCUGUCAGAGCGACGUCUUUGUGCAGGACGGUCAUCUGUGUCGGAAUCAGGAGGCGUACUGUUACAACGGCCGCUGUCAGCAUGCCGAAGACCAGUGCAGGAGCAUCUUCGGAGCCAAGGCCAAGAUGGCACCAGAGAUCUGCUUCAAGGAGGUCAACAGCAAAGGCGAUCGCUUUGGGAACUGUGGAUACCAAAACUACGGGUUCAAAAAGUGUGAGAGCAGAAACGCUUUGUGCGGGAAGCUUCAGUGCGCCAACGUCCAAGGCGUCAAAGCCUUUGGCAUGGAGCCAUCCAUCAUCAGCACGCCCAUAAGGGGCGCCGUCUGCUCCGGGGUGGACUUCAUGCUGGGCUCGGACGUGCCCGACCCCGGGAUGGUCAACCAGGGCACCAAGUGCGGCCGGGAUAAGGUUUGCCUCAACUUUGAGUGUCGUAGCGCGGACGUCCUCAACUUUGACUGCGAUGCUGACAACAAAUGUCGCGGGCAUGGGAUAUGCAACAACAAUCGGAACUGUCAUUGUGAAGACGGCUGGGCUCCGCCCUUCUGUGAGUUGCCAGGUUAUGGGGGGAGCGUGGACAGCGGGCCCACCUGGAACGACAAAGACCGGUCACUGAGGGACGGUCUUCUCGUGUUCUUCUUCUUGGUACUUCCUCUGACCGCGCUAGCUGCCUUCGCCUUUCUGCGCAGGAAGCAGCUGCUGCAGUACUUCGGCCUUUCGCGGAGGGGGCGCUCUCAGAGUUACCGGCCGGAAGGCGCACCGUCGGGUAAUCCCAGCAGAGGACCGCCUCCCAGGACUCAGCCGCCUCCUGUUGCCCGUGGCAACGCCAACAACAUCCUCAGAAACGCGCAUAACAGUCAGCUUCUGCUGCCACACGAGGUGGUGCAGACAAGCAGGAGCGCUACCUCGUACGCUGUGAGGCCACCGCCGCCACCUUUAAAACCCAAACCCUCUGGUGCAGCUCAACCUCUGAUGCCUCAAAGAUCUGCCCCUGCGCCACCCAUAUAAGCACUUUCUCUAUCAGGAUUCCGCACUGCCUCCUCCAGGCUUAGCCCCACUGAAUGACGGCCAGGAAGCAAGAAACCGGGUCUUAGGCGGAUCUGGAGCAAAAAAAAAAGAACUUGUCAGAAACCAUCCAAUCAGAUGUGAUGAAUAUUAAGUGGCGGUAUCACUCAUAUGCUGCCGGUGCUGUUCAUGCUAGCUUAUUAACACUUGCUGGCUAAUGGCUAAUAGCAACCAGGCCUGAGAGCAGCUUCUCUCUGAUUGGCUGCUUUGAUAACAUCAAAAUCAAAACCACUAUGGCAGGAGUGCGACGUCUGCCUGUUUUUUUUGCUUGUUUUUAAUUGUUUAUGCGGCGAUGCCCAACGUGGAACGAGACCACUGGUGCAGAGACUGAACAACAAAAUUUCUUGAGCAUCACUCGCAAAGAAAUUUGAUAUUGAAAAACACCACUGUCGGGGUGCUCAACGCAUAGCUCAAUGGUAGAGUGGUUGUCUCCCAACCCAUUGCGACCUUGUUGAAGUGUCCUUGAGCAAAAUGUUGAAUCCCCCCCAGUUGCUCCUGAUGCUGCGUCAUCAAUAGGUGAAUGUGGUAACACUGUACGUCGCUUAACAAAGCGCUUAACAUAACAGUUAACAUAAAGUAAAAUAAUAAACACAACACAUAACAUAAAACACCGACAGUCAUGCACUUCUAACACACUUCACACACACAAACUAGCAAAAAAUGUUGAUGAACUGAAGACUGCAACUAUCGAUUACUUCAAUAAUUGAUGAAUUUGUUGAUUGUAUUUUAAAUGAAUCAGAUUUUUUUUUUUUAAUCCCUCCCUUAGUACACCAAAAUCAGAAUAGCUUGUUCAAGAGAUGUGUUUGUACAAGACGAGCGCUCAAGCAAACGGCGACUUGGCAGAGUGUGCGAUGUGGACUGUUUGGACUUUUCCUUUCCUGCCAGCGCACCCUGCGCCGGAAUAACUGCUGUGUUUGACCGUGCCAGCAACCAACCGGAACUAACAGGAAGAACCGGUGUCCUCUGGUGGCACUCAUCUGGACGGUCAUUGGAAUGUCAAAUGUCUCAAAAAGUGCUCUCUGGUUUGGUGUACUUGGUUCAAUGACGUUGCUCUGAAUCAGCUCGGCGAAACACACACGAGGACAACAACUUCCUGUCCACACUGAUGAAAUCACACAGCCAAACUGUCAACAUCAUUAGCAUCGUCAUCAACUGUCCACUGCGGUGUGUUCGGAUUGUUCGCCACUUACAGGAGAUGCCAUUUAAUCAUUAUGUUCUUUUAUUCAAGGGAUUCAGAGUGAAUCCGAUAUUUGUGUGUGUGCGGGUAUGUGUGUGUGUGAGAGAGAUGGAGAGAAAGCAUGGUUGUCUUUUUUUUUCCACCCUCAGCAGAUUUUAAAUUUGACAUUGUGUGUUCAAGCCAUUAAAAUAUAUUCUCUGCUUCCUGAACAUGUAAGAUGAAAAUGACUUGAUUGUGUUGAAAUUGAUAACUCCCAUCAGUAGUAUUUCCUGCUUGGUACACUGUUAUCUCAAAUAUUGCCCCGAACCACAAAAAUGUCAUGGGAAAUAAUAGUUUUAUUUUUCAUUUGUCAAUAGGAUCACAGGUGCUACAAUAUUAGAAAUGACAUCCAAUGAUCAUAUGAUUUUGACUUUGUUUCCGUAACUGUCGCGGGAUGCCUGAAUAAUGUUUGUUCAUAAUGAUUGCUUGGACUUAAAACAAGAGCCUCAUGUAUAUUAGUAUAUAGACUUCUUCCUCUUUUCCUUUCGGCUUUUCACUUCAGGGAUCGCCACAGCGAUCAACAUCCUUAAAGCAAAUACACCAUC
Messenger RNA from Hippocampus zosterae (dwarf seahorse), 4799 nucleotides. RefSeq names its product disintegrin and metalloproteinase domain-containing protein 9-like. Gene Ontology annotation, biological process: proteolysis. Gene Ontology annotation, molecular function: metalloendopeptidase activity. The transcript is spliced from 24 exons. The record is from RefSeq and is a predicted model, not a curated record. The coding region runs from base 507 to 2981 and encodes 824 amino acids. Gene Ontology annotation, cellular component: plasma membrane. Lineage: Eukaryota; Metazoa; Chordata; Actinopteri; Syngnathiformes; Syngnathidae.